Molecule: messenger RNA, 486 nt
Organism: Cooperia oncophora
Lineage: Eukaryota; Metazoa; Nematoda; Chromadorea; Rhabditida; Trichostrongylidae
Source: the annotation of a GenBank genome assembly
AUGUCUAUCUGCAUUCUUCACAACGGUUCUCUGCCAAGUGUGCUGAACGAGGUCUUCAACGAACUCGACGAUGCUCUCGGCCAAGUCCUCCUGGUGAGACCACCUGCUUCUUCUCCUCCAAAGGGGAACAAUGAAAAGAAAGCCGUUAUGGGUCAAAUGGGCAAGGUUACCGAUGACGGGUCGAAGUUAACAGUCGCCUUGAAUGUUUCAAAAUUCAAACCGGACGAGUUGAAAGUGAACAUCGAUGGCAGAAUCCUUACCGUAGAGGGUAAACAAGAAGUCAAAGAUGGCUCAAAUUACACCUCCAGGUCAUUUAUUCGUCACAAUGGAACUUCCAGCAGGUAUGUCGAUCGUUGGCAGAUUAGAAUCCAGACCUCACCGACGAGGUCGAGCUGGGCAUUCGAGCUACCGAAGCCGCAAACCGCUAUCACUCUAGGAGUAUCUCCUAUCACACAAGUUCGUGGUUUUUUGUUUUUAUUGCCGUAA